CCAUGCUACCCAAUCACUCCAUCUAUCUCUCCUCAUCAUCAUCUUCUUCUUCUCCUAGGCUUAAUUUCUUUUCCCAAGAAAUCAGCCAUGGCUGCACCACCACCAAAAGGAAACGAAAGCCUGCUGGAACUCCAGAUCCUAAUGCUCAAGUCAUAUAUCUCUCCCCUGAGAAGUUACUGGAAUCGGACCGGUACGUGUGCGAGACGUGCAACAUGAGCUUCCACCGGGAGCAGAAUCUGCAGAUGCACCGGCGGCGGCACAAGGUGCCGUGGCAGCCGCAGAAGGCGGCGGCGAGGAGUACGGGUGAGGGGUGUUCGCCACCGCAAGAGGCGGCGCGUAAGCGGGUGUACGUUUGCCCGGAGCCGAGCUGCGUUCACCACGACCCGAGCCAUGCGCUUGGGGACUUGGUGGGGAUAAAAAAACACUUUCGGCGUAAACACUGUGACCACAAAGAAUGGGUUUGCGAUAAGUGCGGUAAAGCCUACGCCGUUCUCUCCGACUACAAAGCUCACCUCAAAACCUGCGGCACAAAAGGCCAUUCCUGCGACUGCGGUCGCGUCUUUUCUAGGGUUGAAACUUUUAUUGAGCAUCAAGAUUCAUGCAAGCCCAAGAGUUUCAGAAGAGAAAGAGAAACUCCAAGCAAAUCAGCCAUCAACUUGAAUUUGAUGAGUUUAGAGCCAAGAAUCCACAGAACUACUGCAGAUUUCCAUCAAUAUGGCAACAAUAAUAACAAUAUGAUGAUCAUCAAUACUUUCUCUCACCAUCAGAAGCUUGAAGAACUGGAGUUAUUUCCACCUUCAAACUCAUCAAAAUCCGCCAUGAUUGAAGACGAAGAGGACGCGUCGUUAGAGGCACUGAGACUGAAGUUUGAGGCGGAGGAGAUGAUGAAAGUGGCGAGGGAGAAUAAGGCCAUGGCUGAAGAGAGGAGAAAAGAAGCGAAGUAUUUGAUUGAACUGGCGAAUCAAGAAAUGGCUAAGGCCAGGAGGAUCAGAGAACAAGUUUGGUUGGCUGAUCUCACCACCUCUCAUCUCCUCACAGAUCACUGCUCCACAUCAUCUUCAUCAUCAGCCCAAAUAAGAUGCAAUUCUUGCGCCAAACAACUUCAAUAAUCUCCUUAUUCUAUGUUUUUCAGCUAGCAUUAUAUAUUUAAGGUGAAUAUGGGUGCAAGAACAGUACCUACGUGUAAUGUUUUUUUUUUUUUUUUUUGGUUGCAUAUUUUGUGAAUCAAUUAAGGCUGUCUUUUCUUAGACAUAGUCAUGUUGGUUUUCCUGUUCUAGGGAUCUGCAGGCUUCGCUUGCUUUUCUUCCCUACUAUAUACAUGCAGGUACCCUAAUUUAUCCCUUUCUGGAA
Ipomoea triloba (trilobed morning glory) is the source of this 1350-nucleotide messenger RNA. RefSeq names its product zinc finger protein SHOOT GRAVITROPISM 5-like. Bases 3 to 1109 code for a protein of 368 amino acids. The record is from RefSeq and is a predicted model, not a curated record. NCBI's taxonomy places the organism in Eukaryota, Viridiplantae, Streptophyta, Magnoliopsida, Solanales, Convolvulaceae. Gene Ontology annotation, molecular function: DNA-binding transcription factor activity. The transcript has 3 exons. Gene Ontology annotation, cellular component: nucleus.